AAACGUUUUGUUCAAGACAAGUCAAGUAAGCGCCAGAUUACAGCCCAAGAAGAAAGAAAAAUGUCGAACACUUCUAUUGUUUGUAUUGAAGAUAUUGAAAGGCUAGCUAAGUCUCAACUCUCUAAAAAAACGAGGGAUUAUUAUGCAGAUGGUGCUAAUAAUCAAUAUACUCUCGAAGAAAACCGAAGUGCCUUCGACAGACUACGAAUUCGUCCAAGAUUUUUGAGAGAUGUUUCUGUCCGUGACAUGACGGUUACGAUCCUUGGGCAGAAAAUUAAUUUUCCAAUUGGUGCCAGUCCUUCAGCAUAUCACAGGCUAGCUCAUCCUGAUGGAGAAAUUGCAACAGCUAAAGCGGUUUCGUCUAUGGGUAGCAUCAUGAUUCUGAGCACAUCUUCAAGCUAUGCCUUAGAAGACGUGAUAAAGGUUGUACCAAAUUCUACUCUGUGGUUUCAGCUGUAUGUGUUUAAUAAUCGCCAAGUUACAAAAAUGUUGAUUCAAAGGGCCGAAAGAUGUGGAUUUAAAGCCUUGGUGUUAACUGUUGACACACCAAUUUCUGGUUUUCAAUACAAUUUUGCUCAGAACGGUCUUGACAUGUCUAAUGAAAAGAUGGGUAAUUUUGAAGGCAUUGAUCUAAAUAAAGCUGGGUUAAACUAUUCAGAAGAAGAUACUUCCAAAAGGCACUUAGCAUCAUUUUAUGACACGUCACUGACUUGGGACGCAAUCUCAUGGAUACGAACUGUAACAUCACUUCCUGUAGUGGUUAAAGGUAUCUUAACAGGAGAAGAUGCUGAGAUGGCAAUAAAGUAUGGAGCUUCUGCUAUUAUGGUGUCAAAUCAUGGGGGGAGGCAAUUAGAUGGCGUUCCAGCAACGGUGGAUGUAUUGCCCGAAGUGGUAAAGAAAGUAAAUGGCAGGUGCGAGGUAUACUUAGACAGUGGUGUACGAACAGGUACAGACGUUUUAAAAGCCAUAGCGCUUGGAGCGAAGGCUGUCUUUAUUGGACGUCCUGUUCUCUGGGGUCUUACUUAUAACGGAGAAGACGGUGUUAAACAAGUGCUAAAAAUUCUAAAAAACGAACUAGACUUGGCAAUGGCUUUAUCAGGAUGCAAAACUCUGAAAGAUAUCGAAACCACACCAUCUUUAGUGGUGAAAGACAACUAUUAUUCACGACUCUAAAAACAUUUUAUGCGGCUUCAAGUCCUGAAAUAAACUUCACGCUUAUGUUUAUUCGAUUUUAUGUGUGACUAUUUUUGGAUAUUUGGCAAAUAAAACAAAGGAUUUUA
Molecule: messenger RNA, 1280 nt
Organism: Limulus polyphemus (Atlantic horseshoe crab)
Lineage: Eukaryota; Metazoa; Arthropoda; Merostomata; Xiphosura; Limulidae
Product: hydroxyacid oxidase 1-like
Exons: 8
Coding region: 61-1173 (370 amino acids)
Molecular function (GO): oxidoreductase activity; FMN binding
Source: RefSeq, a predicted model, not a curated record